AUUUUUUCAUUGCAGCAAUUUACAGAAUAAUUGAAUGCAUGCGCAAAAAUACAGACAAGGCGAUGUCGCUCUUAUAAAACUCAAAUGUUUCUGAUUACUUUCCUUCAUUGUUUCUUUUUGCAGAUAACCACAGGCGUGGGAUGUAUUUGCAGAUGAACAUGGAUGGGAGAGUCACAGGAAGUGAUGCUCAGACACCUUACAGUUUGAUGCAGCUGAAAUCAGUUAAACCAGGCCAUGUAAUCAUUAAAGGACCAUCAUCAUCUCUUUUUCUCUGUGUGGACAGCGAAGGCAAUCUGAGAGGGCAGAGUCACUACUCAGAAACCAGCUGCACCUUCAGAGAAAUGCUGCUGGCUGACGGAUACACCCGUUUCAUUUCCUCACAAUAUGGAUUUCCCAUGUCACUGGCAUCAAGACAUUCCCCAGAUCGACACGCGCUUCCCUUUACGCGGUUCCUACCACUGAGGAAUAACUUGAAAACGGAUAGCGUAUCAGAGCAGCUGCCAAACAAUCAGAGACUCUUCAACGUGGACUCUGAUGACCUUCUUGGAAUGGGUCUAAAUUCUAUGGGCAGUCCUCAGUUUUCUAUGGACAAAUAAAAGGAUGAACUGCACAGACUUCUCACAGAUUGGCACCUUUAUAUCUCUUUAGGCUCAGCCUGUAAACUUGAUUUAGUUUUGAAAUGAGUAGCUUUCUGUUAUUUGUUCUCAACAUGUUUUUGUGGAGGCAAUACUAAUGUAAGUUAUUUAUUUAUUACUAUGUAUUGUGCAUUUCAAAUGGUUAUUUAUUAAUUUUUUUAAUUUCAAUAACUGUAACUGUACUUUAAAAUCAUGUUUGUAACAAUCUGUUGAUUUUGACAUGUGAGGUCUCUGAAGUUUCCCUAACCCAGAUCUGCUGGGGAAGCCUAAGAGGUUUCUGUUUGUACAACUCAAGUGUGUUUAUCUUAUUGGGGAGAAAUUCUGAAUUAAAACAAACAUGAUAUAAAUAUUGCUGUUCGUUGUCAAAUUUGUCAUGAAAAGAUUGAGCAACUUUAUUAAAUGGUUCAACAAACCAGAAUGUACUUAAAAAACCAAGCAUAUAUUUACCAAGUACACAGACCGGGAAAGUAGAAGUGGAAGACAAGAGUAUUGAAGUGAGAGCAUGAGCACCCUCUGCUGGUACAAAAUCAAACGAGAGGUAGACCAAGUGUGUAGGUGAAUAGUUUUUUCAAUGACUGUAGAAAAUAUGGAGGAUGCGACAGCUCCUCAAAAAUGAAGCCAAAACGUCUCUAUCGUCUGUUUUCUACAAUCAUUGUUUUUUUUGUGCCUAAUGAAAUUUUGCCCCGUCUUUGGCCAAACCAGCAACAGAUUUUCUCAGUUUAUAUCCCCCAAAAGUUUUAUGUGAGUUUAUCAAUUUAUAUUGUGAUUUAUUUGAUCUUUUUUUGUAAAGUUUAAUUGUUCAAAUUUUAAAUCAGUUCAUUUUUUUCAUUGUGAUCUAUAAACAGGCAUUGUAAAUGCACACUUUCUUUGUUCAUUACUUCAGGCCUGAUUGCAGG
Messenger RNA from Oreochromis niloticus (Nile tilapia), 1531 nucleotides. RefSeq names its product fibroblast growth factor 21 (gene fgf21). Gene Ontology annotation, molecular function: growth factor activity. The coding region runs from base 141 to 596 and encodes 151 amino acids. The transcript has 3 exons. NCBI's taxonomy places the organism in Eukaryota, Metazoa, Chordata, Actinopteri, Cichliformes, Cichlidae. The record is from RefSeq and is a predicted model, not a curated record.